Messenger RNA from Babesia sp. Xinjiang, 480 nucleotides. RefSeq lists its product as uncharacterized. The coding region runs from base 1 to 480 and encodes 159 amino acids. The transcript has 2 exons. NCBI's taxonomy places the organism in Eukaryota, Apicomplexa, Aconoidasida, Piroplasmida, Babesiidae. The record is from RefSeq and is a predicted model, not a curated record.
AUGCCUGAUUUUGUAACUGGUGAACGUCGUGCAGGGCUUUUUGGCUUGCGACGACGGUUGGAGGAGUCCUGUUCAGCGCGCACUGAUUCCGUCUCUAGCACGUCACAACAGGGCUUUAGAAAGUCUCGAUCGCUCUUGGAUAACAAAGUACACAGACACGAUGUGAAUCCAGAAGCUGCCAUAGUUGGUGAUCGCCUUCUUCAAACUGCAUCUGAAAGCCGCAACGAACUAUUACAAUCAUUUUACGAGGUUGUGCGCCCAAAGGUACCAGGCAUAGAUUUCGUUGUAUCAGGCACUAUACCUGGAGCAUAUGCUGAUCAUAUAUUCGAAUGCUGUACGGAGCAACUUAUCGCCAGGUUCGGUCCGAACAACGUUAUACGUUUCCACGCCCACCAACUGUAUUACACACAGUUUGCUCUACUGUUUCGUGGCGAAACUGAAGGGAUUGAAUAUGACGUGCUAGUCAACAGGGUCAAGUAA